Durio zibethinus is the source of this 1199-nucleotide messenger RNA. Its product is annotated as cytokinin riboside 5'-monophosphate phosphoribohydrolase LOG3-like. Gene Ontology annotation, biological process: cytokinin biosynthetic process. Gene Ontology annotation, molecular function: hydrolase activity, hydrolyzing N-glycosyl compounds. The record is from RefSeq and is a predicted model, not a curated record. Gene Ontology annotation, cellular component: nucleus; cytosol. NCBI's taxonomy places the organism in Eukaryota, Viridiplantae, Streptophyta, Magnoliopsida, Malvales, Malvaceae.
AAUCAAGCAAAAAAAAAAGGUUCUUAGUUUACUAUGCAUUGUUUUCACAUUGACAUGUGUAUAGCUUAGGAAGCAAAGAGACAGGGCUAGAAAGAGAUAUUCUUGCAUUACUUUAGUCGGUUUUGUUUUUGAUUUUGUGAGAAGGCGAAGUAUACGUAAUAGAUAGUUAAGGGAGAUGGAGAGUGAAACACAGCAGUCAAAAUUUAGGAGGAUUUGUGUUUUUUGUGGAAGUAGCCAAGGCAAGAAGAGUAGCUAUCAGGAUGCUGCUAUAGAGCUUGGGAGAGAAUUGGUCUCAAGGAACAUUGAUCUGGUCUAUGGAGGAGGUAGCAUAGGUUUGAUGGGUUUGGUUUCACACGCUGUUCAUGAUGGUGGUCGCCAUGUCAUUGGAGUUAUUCCCAAGACGCUCAUGCCUCGAGAGUUAACUGGUGAAACAGUAGGGGAAGUGAAGGCUGUUGCUGAUAUGCAUCAAAGGAAGGCAGAGAUGGCCAAGCAUUCAGAUGCUUUUAUUGCCUUACCAGGUGGUUAUGGAACUCUUGAAGAACUGCUUGAAGUGAUUACCUGGGCUCAGCUUGGAAUACAUGAUAAACCUGUUGGCUUGCUGAAUGUCGAUGGAUACUAUAAUUCAUUGCUUUCUUUUAUGGAUAAAGCUGUGGAAGAAGGAUUUAUUAGUCCAAGUGCACGCCAAAUCAUUGUAUCUGCACCCACAGCAAAAGAGUUAGUAAAGAAUUUGGAGGAUUAUGUCCCCUGCCAUGAAAGAGUUGCUUCAAAGUUGAGUUGGGAGAUGGAGCAGCUUGGCUACUCGAAAGCAUAUGAUAUAUCUAGGUAAGCUUGGAGUGCAUGAAGGAGAAGGUAGAUGGAAUUUGGAAUGCUCUAAUUGAAAAAGACUCAAAAUUUCCUUCAAUGGAGGAAUUCUUUUUGUAAAUUACUACUAUUGACAUUGAUAUAUGAACUUCAACUUCAACCUUCUCUUUUAAUGGAUAAUUGAUUCUCUUUUACAUUGUAAGUACACUAAAUGCUCAUGAACUGUGCCUUUUAUAAUAUUAACUAAUCUGUAUUAUGACUGGCUUUCCUGUGCCUGAUCAAUCAUUUUUAUCAAUUUCUUCUUCCUUGUCUUUGGGAGAUUGAUAGAGAGGGUAAGAAAAGCAAGAAAAGCAGGUCUGCAAGUCAUCAUUUUUGGAGAUAUAAUAAUAUAGUUUUAG